Centruroides sculpturatus (bark scorpion) is the source of this 2652-nucleotide messenger RNA. Its product is annotated as patched domain-containing protein 3-like. The record is from RefSeq and is a predicted model, not a curated record. NCBI's taxonomy places the organism in Eukaryota, Metazoa, Arthropoda, Arachnida, Scorpiones, Buthidae. Gene Ontology annotation, cellular component: membrane. The coding region runs from base 73 to 2652 and encodes 859 amino acids. The transcript is spliced from 4 exons.
ACUUCAGCUUUUUGUGUAGCAGAAAGAUCACCAAGCUCAGAUCAUUUUUCAAAGACGUAUCGAAGCUGCGAUAUGAAACUUCAAUGCGUAAGGAAAAUUCUUUGUUACAUUUUCAAAAAAUUAGGAAUAUUGGUUGGACGGCAUCCAUAUUUCUUUAUCAUUUUACCUAUACUUUUGUCUGUUAUUUUAUCUAUAUUUAUUGGAGAAUUAACACCCAGUAACAACUUUAAGGAUAUAUCAAUUCCAGAUAGAGGAGAACUAUUUCAAACUAAAAAAUUUAUAGAAAAAACCUUUUCGUAUAAUUCAUCUGAAUUUUCUGAUCAGAUAAGAGUUCCUGAAAUACCCAAUUGUCUGUUUAUACACGUGUUGAAGAAAGAUGAAGGAAACAUGUUUGAGAAAGGUAUUCUUUCAGAAGUAAAAUUGAUUGAUGAAAUCGUACGAAAUAUAACGUUAGAAACUGAUGGAAAGUUAACAGAAUAUAACGAUAUUUGCGCUCUUAUGCACGAAACAUGCUUUGAAAAUCCUAUUAUUGAGGUGAUAUCUGAAGUGGGAAUAGAUUCUAUAAUACAAAAGAGAAAGAAGCUGAAGUAUCCAAUGGAUAUAGAUUUCAUGUCUUUCACUUAUAAAGCCUAUUUUUUAAAUUUAGGAGGCGUUUCUGAAGACAAUUAUAACAUUGUAGAUAAGGUAAACGCAAUUACGCUAAUAUAUGUAACUGAUGAGAAAAAUAAAGUUAAAAAGAAAUUGUUUGAAAAAUGGUCCACUCAUGUUUAUGAUAUGAUUCAAAAAUAUCAUUUUAUAGACAUCACAGUUGUUCCAAAUUCUCCAUUAGCUAUAGAAGAAGGAUUUCACAAAGAAUUUCGAAGAACAAAACCUAAAAUAGGAGGUUUGGUUGCAUUUAUGAUUGUGUUUUCAAUAUUCCUUAAUAUGAGCAAUAAAUGGGUGAGAUGUAAACCUUUUCUUGGGGUAGCAAGUGUAAUCAACGCUGGUUUAGCUAUUGUAUCGUCUUUUGGAUUAAUGGCAGUGUCAAAUGUAGAAACUACUUAUUGGAAUGUUACAAUUCCAUUUUUAAUUCUCGUGACCGAGAUAGAUGAUGCCUUCGUAUUAAUAGCAAAUUGGAGGAUGACUAAUCCCAAACACACAGUUGAGGAACGCAUGGAAGUAACAUAUUCUGAAGCAGGAGUUUCUAUUACUUUAACUUCACUUACUAACUUCAUUUCGUACUGCAUCGGGAUGAUAUCCCCUUUUCCUUUCAUUCGAAUAUUCAGUUAUUAUACUGCUACUUGCAUAAUUUUCAAUUAUGUAUAUCAGAUAACGUUUUUCGGAGGAUGUUUGGCGUUGAGUGGAUACAGAGAAGAAAAGAAUCUUCGUUCCGGAAAAUUUGUUAGAUGUGAACAAAGCGAAGAAUAUCCUGAAAACAAUUAUAAUAGUACAGAAGAAGAAUUUACUAUGGCAUUUUUUAGAGAUUCAUUAGGAAAAAUACUUUCGAAUCAAUACGUGAAGAUGAUCACAAUCCUAAUCUACGUCAUUAAUUUAUUAGGUGGAGUUUGGGGCAUAUUUUACAUUCAGCAUGGCAUCAAGUAUGAAAACUUAUUUUCUAAAGAUUCUUUGCUUACAGAGAGCUACAGAAUUAGUUUCAAGUUCUUCACGCGUUACGCAUAUCCUUUUCACAUAAUUCUUAAUGAAACAUUGGAUUAUUCAGAUAUAAAGGUACAAAAAUCAAUAGAAACUCUGUUAAGUAAAUUCGAGAAACAUCCAAAUAUUGCUGGGGAAGAAUUUACUGUAUCUUGGUUGAAAUUCUACAAAGAAUUUCAGAAAAGUCCCGUAGCAAAAUUUUCAUUACGUGGUUACAAUAUGUCAAAUAAGCAGGAUUUUAUCGAUGGACUUCGCAAUGUAUUUUUUAACAUCAGGGCUGCCCAGUCACUGUCUAAUGACGUCGUUUUUAAUAGUAACAAAACUGACAUCUUAUACAGUAGAUUUUUUAUCAUGGGAAAGGAUUUAAAUUCUUCAUACUCAGAAAGUGAUGCAUUGAGAGAUUUGUUAAAAAUCGCCGAAGAAUCAGAAAUUCGUGUACUGGUGCAUUGUGUUAAAUCAGGUUUAAUUGAACAAGGAAUCAUCAUUGGACAAUUGAUUUACCAAUUAUUUUGGAUUACUGCUAUACUGAUAACAGCAAUCUUCCUGUUGUUCAUUUCAAAUUUAUUAGUCGCAAUUACUGUUGCAAUAUCUGUGGUAUCUGCAAUGAUAGAAACCUUAGGUUACAUGUCCUUAUGGGGAGUCAAUUUGGAUAUAAUGUCGAUGCUAAGUCUCAUAUUAUGUGUAGGAUUCAGCGUGAAUUAUCCUGCUCAUAUUUCGUAUGCAUACGUCAUGUCACAGUACAAGACACCAAACGAGAAAUUACAAGAUUCUCUGUAUCGUGUAGGCUUUCCAAUACUUCAAGGAUCUUUGACCACGGGAAUAGGAAUAUUGAUUUUAUAUUCUGAUGUAUAUUUUCUUUCAACAUUUGCAAAAAUUGUAAUUCUUGUUUCUAUACAAACGGCUUUCCAUGCGUUAUUCUUUAUUCCAAUUGUUCUUUCAUUCAUUUAUGCUAUAUUUGAAAAGAUACAAAAGAUAAAAGAUUACUUGUUAAGUUCGACAUUGUCAUUUCAGUGGUAUUGA